Messenger RNA from Penicillium mononematosum, 1161 nucleotides. RefSeq names its product t-SNARE syntaxin TLG2. The transcript has 4 exons. NCBI's taxonomy places the organism in Eukaryota, Fungi, Ascomycota, Eurotiomycetes, Eurotiales, Aspergillaceae. Bases 1 to 1161 code for a protein of 386 amino acids. Gene Ontology annotation, molecular function: SNAP receptor activity; SNARE binding. Gene Ontology annotation, biological process: vesicle-mediated transport; intracellular protein transport; vesicle fusion. Gene Ontology annotation, cellular component: membrane; SNARE complex; endomembrane system. The record is from RefSeq and is a predicted model, not a curated record.
AUGUGGCGGGAUCGAACCAACCUCUACCUCUCCUACCGCCAAUCCCUAAUCCACCAUCCAGCCAAAAAGCCACACUUCACACCAUCAAAUGGCUUCUCCGACACACCCUCGCACCCGGAGGAAAACAGGCGCCUAAUACCCGAAACGGACGAAGAUGGCGACAUGGUCAUCGAGAUGGACCUCCUCCCGCCGCGCUGGGUCGACGUGCAGGAAGAGGUCUCCGAGCUGUUAUCUGAGAUCGCCCAGAACUCCGCCCAGCUCGACAAGCUACACCAGAAACACCUUCUCCCCGGCUUCGGCGAUGAGGAGCUGCGCAGGCAGGAUGAAGGCGUUAUCGAGGGCCUGACGCAGGAUGUCACGCGCUCCUUUCAUGAUUGCCAGCGCUCUAUCAUGCGCAUCGAGACUAUGGUCGGCGAGUCUAAGGCGCAUGGUGGUGUUACGAGUGGGGAGGAGACUAUGGCGAAGAAUAUUCAGAUUUCGCUUGCUGCGAGGGUGCAGGAGGCCAGUGCUAGGUUUAGGAAGAAGCAAAGCACCUAUUUAAGGAAAUUGCGAGAUCUUGAGGGUAUCGCGACGCCGUUCGAUGGCGCGCCUACGCAGGUCCAGAACCCAUACACGGAUCCGUCGAUGAUGGAGUCAGAUGCCGACAGGUCCUUUUCGCAGACGAUGUUGCAGGAGACUUCACAACGGCAGACCGGUCAGAAUGAUGCGGCUAUUGCGCAGCGGGAGCGCGAGAUCAACGAUAUCGCAAAGGGCAUUAUUGAACUCUCGGAUAUUUUCCGUGAACUGCAGACCAUGAUUAUCGACCAAGGAACCAUGUUGGACCGUAUAGAUUACAACGUCGAGCGAAUGGGCACCGAGGUGAAGGCUGCGGACAAGGAGCUGAAAGUGGCUACGAGUUAUCAACAACGAACCACUAAGCGUAAGAUCAUGCUAUUACUUCUCCUUGUCGUGGUGGGUAUGAUCAUUUUACUGGUCGUGAAACCGAAAGGGGCAGUUCAAAGCCGCCACCACCUCCAGAAGAUGAAUCUUCAAACAAUAUCCGCUCUGUGUUGUCUUACCGGGGGCGAAGGCAUCAGUUGUCGAACCGCUUCGCGCGAGAUCGGUGGAUGGAUCCGGAUAUAUUCCGAUGACGUUUCUUUUGCAAAUAGCAUGGGUUCAUAG